AUGAUUUCUAAUAAAUAUAAGAAGCAUGACCUUUACGUUUAUGAACUGUCCCCAACGAUAUUGGAUUCACUGAGGCUACUAUAUUUCGAUAAUAAUUUAAAUCAAGUGAGUAAGCCUGUCCAAGAAAAGGAAGAGUUUGCAAUUCCCUCUGAUGAACAAUCAAUAAAUGCCCUGAAAACCAAAGAUGUUUCCACUAUUUUGCAUUGUAACGUUUGUCAAAUUAACUUUGAUGAUAGAGCUCUCCAAAAGUUACAUUACCAAACUGAUUUCCACACUCUAAAUUUAAAAAGAAACUUAAAAAACCUCCCAAUUAUCACAGUGGAAGACUUCGAAAGAGAUAGGGGAAGACAGGAAUCUAGCAAAGAGAAAUCAAGUUCGGAGCCAGACUCUGAUCUUAAUUUAAUUGAUGAGAUGGAAGAGGACUCAAGCGCUAGUGAUAAAGAUGAUGAAACUAAUGAUAUAUAUGAAGAAUCUGUUCGGGAUAUCUCGCAUAGAUUAGAAGAUCUUUCUACUAAUGAAGAAGAUACAAUCCUAAUAAGUCAUUUGAAUACAAAAUCUGCUCACAUUUAUUUCCAAUCCAGUCUUCUGCCAGAAACUGAGAUUUUUGGUAUCUACAAGUCCCUAUUUGACAAGACUACUAUUUCGAAUCCAUAUGAGACAUUGAAACUAUGGAAUACUGGAUCUUCAGAAGUUGGAGCAAUUUCAGCUCUUUUCAUGGUUGGCGGUGGUCAUUUUGCAGGAGCAAUUGUUUCACACCAGAGAGUAAAUGUGGGUGGUAACGCCAAGAAACAGGAUGUCAAUUUUCAGGAGCAAGCUGUCCUUUUCUUAGAACAUAAGACUUUCCACAGGUAUACGACUAGAAGAAAGCAAGGUGGUUCUCAGUCAGCAAUGGAUAAUGCAAAAGGGAAAGCGAAUUCUGCCGGGUCCACUUUGCGUAGAUAUAAUGAGGCAGCUCUUAAGAUAGAUAUUGAAAACUUGUUAAAAGAUUGGGAACCAUACUUAGCAAAGUGUGAAAACAUCUUCCUACGGGCUCGUAGUGCACAAGAUAGGAGAGUAUUUGUAGAAUCUACCUGUAUCAAAAAAGAAGACCCUAGAUUAAAAAACUUCCCAUUUACCACCAGCAGGCCUACAGUUGCUGAACUAAGAAGGGCUUGGUGUGAAUUGACUUAUCUGAAGAGGCUUUCUAAGCCCGAACCACUAAUGACAAAGGUUCCACUAACUGAGAACACCUCAAAAAAGAGACAAGCACAGAAGGAGCCGGUAUCAACACCACAGAGCAAAGAAGAAAAACAUACUGAAGAGUUGAUAUCUUUGUUGAAAAAAGGGAGAGCGCCUUUAUUAAUUGCAUAUCUAAGAAAAAACAAGUUGGACGUAAACUUCCACUUAGAACCUGAAUCUCAGUAUAUUUCAACACCAAGUCUGCUGCAUUAUGCGUCACAAAAUGGUCUCAAGCAGAUGGUUAUGAUUUUGCUUUCUAAUAUGAAGGCCGAUCCCUGUAUUAAAAACAACAUUGGCAGGACUGCAUGGGACAUGACUAAAGAUAAAAAGGUGAAGCAAGCAUUUCAGAUAUCUAGGUACAACCUCGGAGAAAAAUUCACGAAUUGGGAAGAAUCACACAUUGAUAGAGCUGUAAGCAGAGAGGAGGUUGAUAAAUUAAAUGAAGAGGAAGAAAACCUUGCGAAGCAAGAAACAAGUGACAUCAUGAAAAAAGAACUAGAGGCAGCGAAAGAAAGACAGAUGAAAGAAAAAGAGGCUAAAAGAGGAGUUGGAAGAAAACUGGAGCCCGGUGCUAUAUCAAUCGAACAAAAUUUAAAUUCACUCACUGAUGAACAAAGAAGAAGGUUUAUGCGUGAACAGCGUGCAAGAGCUGCCGAGGCGAGAUUACAAAACAAUAAAGGAAAAUAA
Molecule: messenger RNA, 1905 nt
Organism: Naumovozyma castellii
Lineage: Eukaryota; Fungi; Ascomycota; Saccharomycetes; Saccharomycetales; Saccharomycetaceae
Gene: VMS1
Product: Vms1p
Exons: 1
Coding region: 1-1905 (634 amino acids)
Source: RefSeq, a predicted model, not a curated record